AUGGUUGGCCAGGACUUCUACUAUCUCUGUCGACACCCGAAUGUCUUCAGAGUCCCGACGCGAGACGAGCCACUCCUUACGCAUGCGUUGCCUCUCGAGAUUCUCGAUCCUCCUGAGGCCGCGCCCUUCUCCAAGCGUCGCCCUGCCCAGUGGAUGUCUGUAUGUCGUCCGCCUUCUUCGUCUCCACAUCAGGGCCUCUCGUUUCGAGUGACCAGCCUCGCAUUCCACCCGACAGAGGACUUAUUUGCUCUCGCGCUUGCAGUGACAGCUGCCCCUCCGUCUCCUUCCCCGUCCUCCAGUCCCUCCCCCGUCUUUUCUUCCUGCUCGUCUUCCCAUGGCACGAUACCCAGGGGACGGCGAGGAAGUGAUCGGAUGCACCCGACACAGGAGGGUCCGGAGGCGCGACAAACGCGGGUCGUGAGGGAAGGCGACUAUGCGACGUCCAACGAAGGCGACUGCGACGAAGUGGACAGAGAGCUCCGUGGUGAACGGAAGGAAGAAGCAUCCCAGAGGGACAUGGAGGACCUCGCGGCUCUUCAGUCGGCGCCGUCGCCGGUGCCGGCAACUGAAGGUGGCAUGACGCUGGCAUCCGCACCCCCCACUGGAGAUGAAAGCGACAAGGAUGGCCACCCAAGCCUUUCCGCGUCAACACACCCUUUGCCUCCUCCAUCGGGGUCGUGUGAGUCAGGAUCGCCCUUCAACUCGGCCCAAGGGGAUUCGCCGCCUCAAUCGGAUCCUCCCACCCCCUCGACCUCUCCUGUUGCUCCACGCGCAUACUCUCCGUCCUCUUGUUCCUCUUCUUCCUCCUCUAGUUCCUCUCAGGGCUCCUCUUCCUCUUGUUCCCCGUCUUGUCCCGCUUCUUCCUAUUCUUCUCGCGCGGCCGUGGCUCCUGCUGGCCUUCUUUGCUACUCUGUGAUUGUGCUCGGCGACACAGUGACUCGGGCGCCGAUCACGUCGUGGCGGGUACCUGCGGUUGGGCAGCUCGAGAGGGAAGCAGCGAGCGGGGAAGAGGCCGACAGAGACAGACGGCAAACAGGUAUGAAGAGGACAGAGAGAAGAGAGAGAAGAUGCAAGACACGCGAGGCUGAGUCUGGCGUCAGGUACCUUUCGUUCACGUCAGACGGAAACCACCUCGUGGUCAUGGAGGACAAGAGAGACGUCCUUUUCCUCUUUCGUCUUCCGGCGCCAUUUCUGCUUCUCCACCCGUCCCAAGGCAUUCUGGCCUUGCGCAGAAGGAAACGAAGUGCACGCCGAAACGCGGCUGCAAAGAAGCUCCGCCGUGAUGCCCUCGAUGGGGAAAGACAAAGGUUGCAGGUAAAUGAGGACAAGAAAGAGAGUGAAGACGACGCGGCCGAAAGCGAAGAAUGCGGGGACGAAAGUGGAACAGACUGCGACGAGGACAGGUUCCAGGCCCGGUUGGUGCUGGCGCUUCGUUUGACGGAGACGGAGCGUAGAGAUGACGAGACAGCCGCGGAGGCAGCAGCCACCGCAGGACCGUCUCAGCUGGGUCUUUCCUGGCUGUUCCCCUUCUUUCUGUCUCGUGAAAAGACCCACCCCCCGUCCGUGGCCACGACACUCGAACGAGGCCUUGAACUGAAGGCUGAGACACAAGAGAAGAGCGAGGGAGCGGCUAUCGCAUCGGCGGGCGCUUCUGCCUCAUCGCCGCCGCAUCCCUAUGGUGCUUCCGAUCUCCAUCCUUCGGUGGAUCCCCUUUCGACGCCCGCGUCUGGCUCGGCCUCUGAGCUCUUGCGGGGGCUAAAUGGAAGCGAGAAGAAGACCGAUGCCCUCCUCUCUCUGCGCGCUUCAGAGAACAAAGACAGGGUGGAUCCUCUGACGAGCGAGGCAGCCGAAACGAAGAGACGAGAGGAGCCGGGAAAGACCGAUGGCGAGCGCAGCCGAGGAGGCGGCAUGGCCACGGUAAACGACGAAGCUCAGAAGCACACAGUGACGGGGGAGCAGGAUGACAGAGAGAAAGCGAAAGCGACAGGAGGCCCAGGAGGCGAAAUCGACACCGUCUUAGACACGGAAAAGGACAACGCACGUGGCGAGAAUGGUUUGCACUGUCUGAGCGACGAAUUACAAGCAAAGUCCGAUCGCAACCCUAGGCGCCCGCUGGGACUGUUUCUUCAGGUGCUCUGGGUGGGGAGCGGAAGAGCGCAUCGGUCUGUUCCGAGAACGACAGAAGACUCCGAUGACGGAGAACACAGACGAUCCAGAGACGGAGCUGCAAGAGAGGCUAAAAGAGAAGGUGGCGGCCCCGAGUGCCCUGCUGUCUCGCCGUCUUCAAUCUCUGAAGCUUCGAUGGCGUGUACGCCUUCUCCGCCCUUUUGUCCAGGGCUCACGGUGCUCCUCGCGGCGGCUCCAGCGAAAGGGACGCCUCUGCUGGUCCUCCUUUGCUCGCGUUGUGGCUUUUUGCGCCACGCACAGGAAGGCACCGAGCCCACUUUUUCCGGCAGGAGCUUACGCCACAACUCGCGUUGUGUCCAGUCUCUCGCGCAUGCAGCGUCUGCCUCCCUGCCCACUUCGUCUCUCUCUGCUUCGAGGGAAAGGGCAGGUGACUCGGCGUCAGGCGACUCAGCUGAGGAGUCGGAAGCGAAGACACUUGAGACCAUUCCUGUCUCCGCGCUUCUCGUCGUGCAGCCUCCGACCACACAGGCGGAUUUCUGCUCGUUUGUCUCUGCUCCUGGGUCUUUGCCGUUCUCGACGGUCUCCUCGGCGCCGCUCGCCAGGGCCUCCGGAUCGCCUGGCCCGGCUGGUCAUUUAGCCACCUGGGCUUCGUUGGCCUCUGCGCCCUUCGAGCUGCUGGCGUGGCCUGCGCGUCUCGGCCGAAGUCUCUUCGACUCGUCUCCGCUUGCGCUGGAGCUGAAGCAAAACGCAGCGGCCAGUCGCGUCGCGUUCCGAACUGUCCUUCACUGGGCUCGAGCGCUUCUCCACACACGGGCAUUGUUUCGCGCGUCUUCUCGCUCUUCUUCUCGCUCGCGACGUGACUGUUCGUCUGGGGCUGGCGGCGCGCCGCGUAUGGAUGGGGAGACCUCGGGGUGUGCAGACCGAAGUAGAGAAAAAGGACAGACUCAGAAGCUGUGCGAAAACUCUGGGAAGCGAGUGCAUAAACAGUCGCCUUCAGCGUCCCCCUCCCGGAAGGCGAAGCAGCUGUCGACUGAGGCGAGGCCACAGGCGGGUGGCGGCGCCAGGAGGCCUCUUGGGAGGAGCGACGAAGUGAGCGAAGAAAACGGCAACGCUACACAUCCUUCCGGGACUACUGAGGGGAUGCGGACCGACGGGAGAAUUCAGAAGAUGAAAAUCUCCACGCGUCGCGUGGGCGAAUUCUUUCGGGGCCUCUUGGCCCACGCCGCGGCCCCCGUCGGGCUGCCCUCCGUCCAGCUGGUGAAGGAAACUGUGGGGUCGGACCUUCUUCCGCUUUUUUCGGGUGCAUGCGCCACAGAGUUCGGAAGCGUCUUCCCCGUUCAAGUGCAGAAAUGGACGGCGAAACUGAGAGAGGAGAACGAAGCCCGAAAAGCGAAGGCGGCGGGCGCGCGGGGAGCAACGGAGCAAGCCUGGCAGGCGGCAGAUGGACACACGAAUUACGUGGAGGAUGGUCCUGCCUGCGACUGGUGGUAUCUUGCACAUACACUCGAGGACCAACUGUACAUCUGCAGCGCUCGAAACCACGUUGUCCUCGUGAAGCUCGACUUACUCAUGCGAUCUGUGUGUGACGCGUCUUCUUCUUCUCUCGCUCGCUCGCGUCUUCCGGCCUCGCCGAAGUUGGAGACUGGAGGUUCUUCCGGAGUGGAUGCCUUUGAGGGAGAUCGCAGGAGGUUGAGGGUAGGCCAGCGACGAGGUCUCGUUUGGGAGAUGCGGACGCUGAAUGAGAAGAAACAGCUUGUCUCUGAAAACAGAAUCGCCGUCAGCCACGACCGAAGAUGUGUAGCGAUUAUAACGUGGACAGGAGAUGCUCUGGCCGUUCUGGAACUCGACGCCGUCCCCGCCCUACACCCGUCUUCUUCCUCUCCCUUUUGUUCGCCUUCCGUUUCUCUGCCACACGGGCGCGUCUCGAGCCUGGCGUCCGCAGCCUGCGCGGGAGGAGCCGCAUCAGCUGCGCAGAGACAAGGAGAGGACGCAAACACGGGAGCACGAGAUGGUGGAAAGGCAGACGCUGGCAAGUUGCAGAGCGAAGAAGAGGAAGAAGAUGGAAGACGCACUGAGGUGUACAAAGGGCCUGCGGUUCGAAUUCGGAGACAAAACUGGCUGCCGCUCUUCAGAGGCACCUCCGUCGCAUUCACAGACGAGAGAGCGUUUGGCCGGCAGCUCGUUGUGGCGCAGGAACCGAAGCUGGGCGGCCGCGUUUUCGUGUUGGACUGGGAUUCGCUUUUCUUCCAGCCGUCCCCGCUUCAGCCGCUUCCUCCUUCAUCGUCGUUUCCCUCUCCGUGUCUCUCAUCUUCACCCACCCAGUCCACCUGGUGUUCGUGUUCUCCCGGUUCUCCGGUUUCUUCUACCUGCAGGUGUGCUGGUUCUGCCUCUUGUUCUGCUUGUGCUCUCUCUUGUUCGUCUUCGUGGUCUCUCGCUUGUUCUUCCGGUUCCUCUGCUGCGCUGCGUGCUUCUUGUGGAGCCUCGAGAGGGCUCGCGGGGACGAGGAGACAGGAGGCAGAAACUCAGAAGGUGGGGUCGCGUUCGAAGAAGGCGCGGAGACGCGCCGGAGUGGACCACAAAGGCGAGGCUGCACGACGGCUCGCUCUUCUCGCCGCCCACCCUGCGACGCUGGCCAUCUUGGACACACCUGAGAGCCGGGGCGUCAGCGAGGUCGUUGCCGUGCGCCGCCACAGCGCCUUCUGCUGCCUCCUCGCCCCCUCCUCCUCUCGCCGCCAGACCUCCCAGUGCCUCGCUUCUUCUUGUUCUUCGUUGCCUUUGUCUGCCUCCUCUUCUGCUUCGGCGGUGUCGUCGUCUUCGCCGUUUUCUCUCGGGGCGUCUUCUGCGAGUCGCCCGGAAAGAGAGACUGUUCCUGGAGGGUGUGGACGAACCGACGACUGUCUGCUUUUCCGGGUGGAGAGGGGACAGUGUGCCGCAGUUCCGGUCGUUUGGCAGUUCGACAUUUUUCAGCAGCUCCUGAGUUUCCACGAGAAGCACGAACUUCGAGGCGAAGACCUCGAUGGAGCGACGGCCUUCUUCUUCAGGCAUUUCGCUCGUGAGGUUUGCCACACCAGUUGGCUGAAGGCUGAAGACGCGUUGCUCCGCAGUCGCACACACUUUGUCCUUUCCCUCCCAGGCGCGUCUUCGUCCUCUUCUUCGCCUGAGGCUUCUGCGCUCUCGGCGCGAGGACUGGAGAAGGACGCGCAUGCACUCAAGUCGACGCAGCGACCUCUCCCUGUGCUGCUGCCGAUUUGCGCCCCCCUCCUCUUGGCGCCUCAUUUCUCGACGCCUCACUCGCCUGUCUCACGGGUCUCCUGGCUCGCCGCCAGAGGACCUCUGGAGACGGCGGGCGCGAGAGGAUGUUUGCGUCGGUGGGAGCAUCUUUUCUGGGAGAGACCAAGAGAGAGCGCAUGCGGACGGCGCCUGCGAGGAAAGCGCGACAGGGAAGGCACCUGGCGAGGAAGGGGAGAAAGUGAUGUAGACGCGGUAGAGAAGGAGCCUGAGAAGGGAGGGGAAAAGGAAGCAAACGGAGGAGGAGAGACAGUUCAGAGAGACAAAGAGGAAAUCAAACAUCAGAGCGUGCAGGUGAUGAGCGAGGAUGAAAACGUCACGCGAGAAACACAACAGAUACAAACGAUGGAAGAAGAAGAGGAAACAGAUGGAACCUGCACUCUCGACCCAGCUAGCGCGAGUCUCGAAGAACUGAUCUCCGCCCUCUCUCAGACGCCAGAAACACAACACGAGGCCGCUUCGUCUCGUCUCUCUUUUGCGACCCCUAGCUCAUCUCUGGGCUCUGUUCUCCCUUCUACAUCGUCAUUGUCGCCUACUUGUGCGUCUGCUUCUUCUCCGCAAUCGUCUUUGUGUACGCAAUCGCAUUCGUCUUCUGCGACAUCUUCUGCGUCAUCUUCGUCUGGGAUGAGAAGGAAGCGACAGCCUUCAUUUUCACGGGAGAGUCUCGUCGCAUGUUGUGAGGCGAAGCGUUGCAGACAGCGGGGGGAAAGGCGCUGUCGCGGAAGAGAAGAUGGAGAAGAAGCAAAGUCCAGCGAAAUUCGCGUCCGUCGCCUGGGACCUCCUUUCUUGGAUUUCUGGCUGCUGCAAGUCGCGACCGCCUCCGAGGAGGCGCUGUGAGGCAACAUCGUCCGUUCAUCCUUUCUUUCCUCUGUCGUGAAAAGCCUCCCAUUCGCGUGCUUCCCUUUGUACAGUUUCGAAUUCACUGUAUGGCAAACACGAACCUCGCGUGAUUAAGUAGGUCCUUUUGGUCGACUCGACGUCACCAGAUCCGAAAGCCUGUCAUGUGUAAUCGACACUUGACCGCCUCUCUUCGAUAUCCAAAAGACUCGCAUGCAUCGCAAGUUCGGUGGGUGUGCCGUUCCCCGCCGCGACGAACAGAGAAGAACGGCUCACCCCGUCCAGGCGACGAGGAGACGAACUGGGCAGAAAGGCCAACUUGAGAAGAAGCCGCCCGGAUUGAGACAGAAUGACAAAAAGUCCAACGAUCUGCAUGCGAGAGGACAGCUGCAUGCAAGGCGCACGAGCCAAGGAAGGCUGAAGCUUACAAGGGAAAGCGAACAAGCCGAAGUCAAAGGAAGAAUGGUAAAAAGAGAAACGAGACGACAUGAACGGAGAGGCGGCGAGCCCACAUGCGGAACGAGUGUAGGGGCGCGAGGUGAAAGGGAAGAUGAAGAGAAGGAAGCAGACGAGGAAAGGGAAGCAUCAAUGUAAGAUGAGCGUGUGCGUAUGCGUGCAGGGUAGAGAGCAAAUCUGGUGGAUGUUCGUAUGAUCUUUGUCCGCGUGGUGAGUGUAGGGAAUGGCGGUCGAGGCUAUGAAUGGCAGCCAACAAAUGUGCGACUUCAGGGCCCUGGAGGCUCAAAGAGUAUCGAGGAAAGCGAACGAUUUCAGAGCGCGUUGCCGCGAGCGCUCGCUGAGAGAACAGGUAAAGUUCAUCUGCGUGCUGCAGGUCCUUCCUAGUCUGCC
This is a messenger RNA of Toxoplasma gondii ME49, 7098 nucleotides long. RefSeq lists its product as hypothetical. The coding region runs from base 1 to 6252 and encodes 2083 amino acids. NCBI's taxonomy places the organism in Eukaryota, Apicomplexa, Conoidasida, Eucoccidiorida, Sarcocystidae. The record is from RefSeq and is a predicted model, not a curated record. The transcript has 4 exons.